Messenger RNA from Miscanthus lutarioriparius, 1878 nucleotides. The record is from the annotation of a GenBank genome assembly. NCBI's taxonomy places the organism in Eukaryota, Viridiplantae, Streptophyta, Magnoliopsida, Poales, Poaceae.
AUGGCUGACGGGGCCGAGAUGGACGAGGAGGCUAUGCGGGCCUUCUUCCCGCUCUCUUUCGGCAAGGCGCCCGCUCGGCCCGGUUCUGCGGCCUCCUCCGCCCACUCCUCCACCCUUCGCAAGCCUCAAAACCCUAGUAACCCCAAGUCCUCCGCCUCUACCGCCGCGGACGACGAUUCAGCCGCUAUGAUUGGUCCCCCUCGGCCGCCGCCGGCGUCCGCGGGGGAGGACGACGACGAGGAAGGCGGCGGUGUCAUGAUCGGGCCGCCUCGGCCACCGCCGCCCUCAGCUCGCGGCGAGGGGGACGACGACGAUGGCGACGGCAUGAUUGGGCCGCCUAGGCCGCCGCCAGCGGAUGAUGAAGACGUCGAUGACGAUGACGGUGAGGACGAGGAGGAGGAGAUGGAGGAUGAUGGCGAUGGUGGAUUCAAUCGGAUCCCUCUCAGCAACGAAAUUGUUCUGCGGGGGCACACUAAGGUUGUCUCUGCCCUUGCUGUUGACCAUACAGGAUCCAGAGUGCUCUCUGGUAGCUAUGAUUAUACAGUGCGUAUGUACGACUUCCAGGGUAUGAAUUCAAAGCUUCAGUCAUUCAGACAAUUGGAACCCUUUGAGGGCCAUCAAGUUCGUAGCCUAAGUUGGAGUCCAACGUCUGAUCGAUUCUUAUGUGUUACUGGUUCAGCUCAGGCCAAGAUUUAUGACAGGGAUGGGCUUACGCUAGGCGAGUUUGUUAAGGGUGAUAUGUAUAUUCGUGAUCUGAAGAAUACAAAAGGUCACAUCUCUGGGCUUACAGGUGGUGAGUGGAAUCCAAAGUCAAAAGAGACCAUUCUGACAUCAUCUGAAGAUGGCUCCAUACGUCUCUGGGAUGUGUCUGACUUUAAAAGUCAGAAGCAGGUCAUCAAACCUAAGCUGGUAAGACCAAUGCGGAUUCCUGUUACAUCAUGUGCAUGGGACCAUGAAGGAAAACGAAUUGUGGGUGGCAUAGGAGAUGGUUCUAUACAGGUCUGGACCAUAAAAGCUGGAUGGGGUAGCAGACCAGAUAUCCAUGUUGAGAAAACACACACAGAGGAUAUUACUGGGGUUAAGUUUUCAACAGAUGGACAGAUUCUUCUGUCAAGAAGUAUGGAUAGUACUCUUAAGAUAUGGGAUUUGAGAAGAAUGAAAACUCCUUUGAAAGUAUUUGAAGAUCUGCCAAAUCACUAUGCUGAGACAAAUGCAGCCUUUAGCUCAGAUGAGCAGCUUAUUUUUACAGGAACUUCUAUUGAAAAAGAUGGUGACAAUGGGGGAUUACUUUGUUUCUUUGAUAGAAAGAAACUUGAGCUUGUAUCAAGGGUGGGAAUUUCACCACAGUACAGUGUGAUAAGGUGCCUCUGGCAUCCAAGAAUCAACCAGGUGUUUGCAACAGUUGGAGACAAGAAAGAAGGCGGGACUCAUAUCCUGUAUGAUCCUUCUAUUAGUCAAAGGGGAGCUCUUGUAUGUGUUGGACGAGCACCAAGGAAAAAGUCUGUUGAUGAUUUUGAGGUGCAACCUGUCAUACACAAUCCACAUGCAUUGCCACUUUUCAGAGAUCAACCAAGUCGUAAACGUCAAAGAGAGAAGAUACUGAAAGACCCGCUCAAAUCACACAAGCCAGAAGCACCUGUUAAUGGUCCAGGUUAUGGUGGAAGAGUGGGUACUACAAAAGGCAGUUUGCUGACACAGUACCUCUUGAAGGAAGGUGGUUUAAUUAAGGAGACCUGGAUGAAUGAAGAUCCAAGAGAAGCGAUUUUGAAGUAUGCUGAUGCUGCAGAGAAAGACCCAAAGUUUAUUGCGCCAGCUUAUUCUCAAACCCAGCCGAAACCUGUUUUUGCAGAGUCUGAUUCAGACAAUGAAGAGAAAUAA